Molecule: messenger RNA, 9372 nt
Organism: Pocillopora meandrina
Lineage: Eukaryota; Metazoa; Cnidaria; Anthozoa; Scleractinia; Pocilloporidae
Source: the annotation of a GenBank genome assembly
AAUUUGAACGUGACGUCGAGUACUCAACAUCAAACACCCUUUGCGCCUAAAAACGCGCUUAUUUUAAAACGGAAAAAUGGCGAGCUUGAAAAUGCUUGUGAGUUUGUCAACGAUCUUGGUAAUGAGUUUCCAAGCGAGUAGAGCAGUGCCGUUAAGCAAUAUUAAAAGAGAAUUUGCUCACGGUAAGUAAAACUUUUUGACAGUUGAAUAAAUUCAGCUUGUGUCCAAAUUUAUAGCGUCGAUAAUUUCUGUGUUUUGAAAUUCUGUGCAACCGUCGCAACUUCAUUUUUUAUCUCAGUGAGUAAAAUUUUAUGAUUGUUGAAUUCAGCUUGUUUCCAACUUUUAUUGUGAUUAAAGUCUGCUCAUCAAAUUUCUGUGCAACAGUUCCGAUUUUUUUUUUUUUAUCUGUAUCUCAGAUUUCCCGGAAGACUUCAACUCCUUCGCUGACAGUGCAGGCAAGUCACUGUCUUCAUUUGUUCCUUGGCAUCGAAUGUAUCUAUUUAUUGACCGAUUAUUCCUUUAUCAGUGCUAUAUUUUAUUGAAACUCAAAACCCAUAUUCUACCGUUAUCAGUACUAGAGGUGUUUCCAUAACCUUCAUUAAUUAUUUAUAAUUGGCAACGAUACGGUAUAUAACUGUCGCAUAAUUAAGGUAGUUUUCUGAUUCAUAUUUAACGAAGAAAGGACCGUAGAGUGUAAAAAGGUGGAACGGAAUGAGAAAUUGGGUCAUUCUAAGACAAAAUUCGACGUUGCAGUCUGCUGGACUCUGCUGGAAACAUGAUAAAUUGACUCUCUCACUUUAUCAAAUCGCAAAGAUGAUGCUACAACGUUAUGAUCGUCGCUUUUACCACAGGUACACCCAUUUAUAUAUUGUUCUUGACAGUUUUCGUUUCGAAAUUACUGUAGAACUUAAAAAAAUAUUCCCCCCUGCCAGACGCGCGAUUUUGGUGAGGGAGGGGGAAGGGGUUGGAAAUUUGAUGGGGUAUAUAUGCCACUUCUAUGAGGAUUUUCUUUUUACUGUAAUAAAUCGGUCUACAAUCAUAAAAAAAACCUCAUUUCUUUAAGUUAAACUACAAAUUUUUGCAGAAGACUAUAGGUGGUGUCAUAAAUUGACUGUAUUUAACUCGUUCUCGUUGUUUAUCGGCAGAUUGUAAAGACGAAAGAGAUUGCAGUUGGAUUCCCAAUGAAUUAGAAAAGCGGCCAGGAGAAACUUUAGACGGAUACUGCUCGAAGCACAAGAACACGCCAGCAGUUAAACAAUGCCGCAAGACUUGUAAAUUCUGUAAGUAUUACUGUGAUAUCUUCUGGGGCACAUUUCGACUAAAUUUCGUUUAAUCAUAACCAAAGUAAUCAGGCGAAUCACAACAACAAAAAUUACAAGAGGCCCAUCAAGACUCAAAUCAGCAACAAACAAACCACCAAAAGCGCAGGAAAACGCUGGUGACAAAGUCGCGGUUGGUGUUCGAGCGCUUUUAGAUGGAGUGUUGUAAACCAAAACCAAAUUAAUCACAACGGCCAAUCGGAAGAAGGAAGAUAACCUUAACAGUCAUUGAAAAUUAUAAGUAAAAUAACAAGCAAACUGCUUAAAGCACGAGAAAACGGCUGAGAUAGUGGUACGAGUUUUCCGGACCAAUCACAGAGCAAAGUUAAGGUUUACUUUCGACAUUCCAUUAAUAUUGCUCUAUUGUUGCAUCACAUUGGUUAAGAAGGUGGCAAAAGUUUUCUGGACCAAUCACAGAGCGUAGUGAAGCAAAACCAAUAUUAUCGCGGAUUAUUUUCGACACUGAUUUGAAACAAUAAGGCUCUUUGGACAUGAUCCUAUGCCCUUGGAACAGAGCUUGGCGAGUAAUGAAAGGAAGGACUAACUCCCGGUGUAAAAAUUUCGCCAAAAGUGCAAAUUUUGCGAGAAGAGGUGGUUUUCUUAAGGAAGGCUUGGAUUAAUGUGUACAUUUUAAAUGCUAAUUACAUUCGUUUUUUCGCUCUCCACAGGUAAAGCACCAGCCUCCGUUGGUAAGAAUACUAGCAGCGUUAUUUUAUUAAUCUAGCAGCGUAUUUUAUUAAUCUAACCUCCAUUUUAGAUAUUUUGUGGGUGGAAAAGCAUUUUUCUCUGUCACCCUGCCGUUGUAUUCCCGCCUUCGGAAUACAAAAUUGCAGCCAGCACGAUAAGUUUUUCUUGGCCGGGGAGAGUAAUUAUCUGUCUCGUUACCAUCUAAAGCAAAACCAAUGCAAUCUAGGAUCACUUGUGACAUUCAAUUGAAAAUUGCUCUGAGACAAAAAUAAGAAGACAACUCAUACACAGUUAACAGGCUUAACAACUAGGAAACUGAACUAAAGAAUUGCAUCACCUAGGCUUAAUUUCACCUUUGUGGGCGGAUAGAGUAGAUAAUGUCAGUAAUAAGUUGACACUGCUAAAUUGGUUCUUCAUCGCCAGAGUGUAAAGACGAAAGAGAUUGCAGUUGGAUCCCCAAAGAAUUAGCAAAGCGGCCAGAAGAAACUUUAGACGAAUACUGCUCGAAGCACAAGAACACGCCGGCAAUUAAACAGUGCCGUAACACCUGUAAAUUCUGUAAGUAUAUUAAUGCGAUCACUUCAAUCACAAACAUCUGGGGCUUUUUCUUGCUGCACAAUAUCGUUGGGGAUUUUACCGCUUAUCAGGUCGCUUGGAUACAAAUACGUUUCGCUCUGAUAAAGACCUAACACUCAAAACGUCAGCUUUUUUAACUCUUUAUGGUGUCUAAUUCACAUUUUUAACACAGUUGAUAAAACCAAAUUCCCUUAGAUAUAAGUUCGACGAAAGGCCUUUCAAAAACCAGUGUAGACUGUCAAUAAAUAUUAUCCAGCAUUUUGAUAGACUGGAAAGGAUAGGGUGUUAUGGAAGAAAUGUGUCUUCAUUAUUUAACAUACCAGUCUGGCUGCUGCAGGCUUUGGUCGAUUGAGACGAAUAAAAAAGAAGGCGGGGAAUGGGGGGAAAGAGUGCUCUGGGAAAUCGAAGUAGGGAUGUUUUUGCUCUUCACUUGCCCUGCUCUUCAGCUUGUCCUUACAAACUGAGUGUUUGUUCAAGACUAGUUCCACAAGAAAAAGUAAUUUUCAAUGACUCUUAAUCUGUAGACCCAAGAAACCGUUUUCUGAAUUAAUGGCUGAGUAUCAAAAUCCAUGAUUGGACUCCACACAGAAACUUUAAAUCACAAGUAAACAAGCACAAGACAUUUGAUAACCUUUUAGACUGUUUUCAAAAAGGUGCCUUUGUAUUUGCUUUAGGUAGCGGGCGUGUGUUUCAAACAGGGGUAUGAACAAUUUCAUGCCGUCGAUUCUUGCAUGCAUGAUUUUCCUCAUAUGAACCGAAAAUUUUGAUUUUGUUCUCUCUGAAGCAAUGAAUACAAGAUUUAUUAUAAUCGUUACGCUGAAUUUUUCAUUUUGAUCGCCAUUUCCGUGGAAAAAACAUAGUUAGUGAGGUUGAUAGACAUAUUUAUACCCAAGCGGCCUAAUAAGCGGUAAAAUCCUCAACGAUACAGCAAUUGUGAUAAGCUUCAGCCGUGCUUGCCACAAACCUAGGAUAAAAGUUGUUCUUUUAUUUAGCAAUCGAGAGAAACGGAACCCACUCAAUGAAAUCGGUUUAUUUUAGGUAACUUACUCUGCUAUUCCCUGUGCCGAUUGACCAGUUUUCCAUUGUUGUAUAAUCAGAUAUAGGCUCUUCUUUAAAGCUUAUAGAUCAUCUUGUACUCGUGUAACAGGCUUAAAAUCAGCAAUUGAGUCACGCAAUACCGACAUGUUAAGAUGUGUCACGAAAUUCUGAGCAAUUACCCCCGUAGAAAUGUGAAAUUAACAGGUGUAAAUUUUCUCCUUUGGAUCACGAGGGUGAAAAUACUUAUCAAUACUUAAUUUUUCUUCUCCACAGGCAAGGAACCAUCACCUGCUGGUAAGAGUGAAAGGAACAUUGAAUUUAUCGAUUUUCACUGCACAAAGGUGUGAUUCAGGGCGGGCAAGGAUUUUUCCCUCCUAGCCGUCCUAUUUCCGCCCCACUUGCAGAAUUUUAAAUAGCAGCUAACGACAUCACAAAAGACUUGGAGUUAAAUAGAAAGCUCUUAACCUUGGACUAUGUUUCGUUUAAUUUGACUUCUGGUUUACCGGUCUUCCUUUCUUUUGGAGGAGUCAAUUCUCGGCGUUGCUUAAUGCCACAGCAAUUUUGAUAAGCUUCAGCCGUGUUUAACACCAGCCUGGUAUAAGAAGGUUCUUCUCAGUUUUCUUUAGCAAUGUGAGAGAAAUGGAACCUGCUUCAUUAAAUUGGUUUAUUUUAGCUAACUUACUCUGCCACUCUCUGUGUCGGUUAACUCAGCUUUCCAUUAUUGACGCUCUCUUCAUAUAUAAUCAGAUAAAGGCUCUUCAUUGGAGCGUAUAGAUCAUCUUGCACCUGUGUAACACACGUAAAAUCAGCAAUCGAGUUACGGAAAACCAACAUGUUAAGAUGUGUCACGAGAUUCUGAGCAAUUACUUUAGAAAUUUGGAAUUAGCAGGUAUGAAAAUUUUCUAUUGGAACGUGGGAGUGAAAAUACUUAUCAAUGCUUCUUUUUGCUCUCUACAGGCGAAGAGCCAUCCCCCGCUGGUAAGAAUCAAAGGAGUAUUGAAUUUGUUGAUUUUCACUGCAGAAAAGAUGUCAAUAAUUUUGGGCGGGCGUAGAUACUUCCCUCCUAUUCGUCCUAUUUCCAACCCACCAGCAGAAUUUUAAUUAGCAGCUAGAGAAAUCGUAAAAGACUUGGCGAUAAAUUGAAAAAUACGAACUAUGUUUGAUUCCGUUGAUCCUACUACCGAUCAAAAAAUUACAUAUUGAAGGUAUUCUCCUUCAAUCGAGGCAAUUUGGGGACUGUGAUAUGUGUCCCCUCAAUAGAGAUAUUACAAAGGUUCUCUACAGUUUUAAAAGUACAAACAAACAAGCACAAUAUGAUUUGAAGUGAGAUUUCUUGAUUAAAAUUUUUUUGUUUUUUUCUAGCCCGCAUUAAGAUAUUUUUCGGGUGGGAAAGCAUCUCUCUUCUGUCACCCUACCGUCGUAUUCCCGCCUUUCCUUCGGAAUACAAAAUUGCAGCCAGCACGAUAAGUUUUUAUUGGCUGGGAGAGCAAUUAUCUGUUUCUUUACCAUCUAAAGCCAAACCAAUGUAAUCUAGGAUCACUUUCGACAUUCGAUUGAAAAUUACUCUCGCACAAAAAUAAGGAGACAAUUCAUACACAGUUAACAGGCUCAAGAACCAGAGAACUGAACUAAAGAAUUGCAUCACCUAGGUUUAAUUUCACCUUUGUGAGCAGAUAGUGUAGAUAAUGUCAGUAGUAAGUUGACACUUCUGAAUUGGUUCUUCAUCGCCAGAGUGUAAAGACGAAAGAGAUUGCAGUUGGAUUCCCAACGAAUUAGCAAAGCGGCCAGGAGAAACUUUAGACGAAUACUGCUCGAAGCACAAAAACACGCCAGCAGUUAAACAGUGCCGUAACACCUGUAAAUUCUGUAAGUAUAUUAAUGCGAUCACUUCAAUCCCAAACAUCUGGAGCUUUUUCUUGCUGCAUAAUAUCGUUGAGGAUUUUACCGCCUAUCAGGCCGUUUGCCACAAACAUGGAAUAAAAGGUUGUCUUUUAUCUAGCAAUCCGAGAGAAACGGAACCCGUUUCAUGAAAUUGGUUUAUUUUAAAUUAACUGCGAUGGUUAACUCAGUUUUCUAUUAUUGACGCUCUCUUCCUAUAUAGACAAAUACAGGCUCUUCUUGGAGCGUACAGCCGUCAUCUAGUACUCGUGUAACAUACUUUUAAAAAAUCAGCAACUGAGUAACGGCAUAUCUACAUGUUGAGAUAUGUCGUGAAAGUUUGAGCAAUUACCCUCAUAGAAAAGUGGAACUAGGUAUGAAACUUUUCCUUUGGAUAAUGGGUGUGAAAAGACUUAUCAAUGAUUCUCUGUUCCUCUUUACAGGCAAAGCACCAUCACCCGCUGGUAAGAAUUAAAAGAGCAUUAAAUUUAUUGAUUUUCACUGCAAAAAAGGUUUAACUUAUGAUGGGCGAGGAUUUUGCCCUCCUAGCCGUUUUAUUUCCACCCCACUUGCAGAAUUUUUAAGAGCAGCUAAACGGCAGAUAGAGACAUCGCAAACGACUUGGCGAUAAAUAGACAAUUACUAACCUUGGACUAUGUUUGAUUUUGUUGAUCCUUCUAUCGAUCAAAAGAAUACUCGCAUAUACUGGAGGCAUUUUGCCCUCAAUAGAGAUAUUACAGUGGUCUUUAACAGUUAGUUAAGUAAAAACAAACAAAUACAAUAUGAUAUCAGUGAUAUCAUUGAAAUUAUAUUCUGAGUAGGCUUUUUGAUAAAGACUUUCUCACUUUUGUUUCCUAUAGUCUGCGAAGACGAGCGCACCGACUGUUAUGCUCUUGUAGUCAAGACGGGAGGCGGACAGGCGCUUGAAAAUUACUGCAAUCAGUGGAAGGCAGAGAAAGCAAUACAGCAAUGUCGUGGAACCUGCAACUUGUGUAAGUAUUCGGUUUGGGUUUAGGAUAGCCGCACCAGUUGUGUUCUUAGGGAGAACAUUUGUGAGAGCGCCUGCCUCCCAGCACUGUGGCCCUGGUUCGAUUCCCGGCGGUUCUCGACCUUGCUCCGAGGGUUUUUCUCCGGGUCUUCUGGUUUUCCUCCCUCAAUUAAAACCAACAUUUUAAAUUCCAAUUCCAACUGGAAACAGUGGACAAGAAGACCCCCUAGUAGACUGUCCACCGCUAAACCCCAUUUAUUUGUCUAUUUGUACAAACGGAAACGAAAGUUAAGGAGAUACACUAAGAUGUGUGCAGUUUCAUCCCUAACCUUUCUCGAUGGUUUUUGGUGCUUCUUCCGUUUUAGUUUUAAAUACCUGUCCGAACUAAUAUUUUGUGAUCAUCCUCAAGUUGAACGUAAUUUUCCGCGUGUUAUAAAACGACCCAAACCAUCGUGUUAUAGCCUCCUUAAAGAAUAGACACAACAAAACAAUUGUAUGCACUACAUUUUUGUUACAUUAGACGGCAGGUCUUUUAGACUGUUUCUGUACAUUCAAAAGGAUUCUACUAGUUUCGGGUCAGUUGAUGGUUUCUGAUACCUGUUAGGUUCCAAGCCCCCUUCUCCACCCAUCGAACCAGAGACCAUGGCACCUCAGACAGAGCAGCCUACACCGGAGACCGCUGAACCAUCAGGUAAAAAAGUCUCCAGAUAAAAUUAUGUUCAAUUCGCAAUUCCCCCUCGUAGUGUACCUCUGUAUUUAGUAAAUGAACUUUCGGAAAUCCGAAGGUCUGACGUUCGAUUUCUCAUGGGGACUCAGACUUUUUUCUUUGUCCCACGCUCGUGAUAAGACGGAAAACAUCUUUCUCUAUUUCUUUACUGAGCUCAAAACUUACCAUCUUUCUUAUUCUCUUUUACAAAAAAUGACGCUAUAAACAUCGCUGAUCCUAGCAGUUUGCAGGAAGCGUCUCAUAAAUGAACUUCGUAAUGGGCCUCACUCACCAUAGUCUAAGUGGCUCAGUGUUGAGCAUAGGAGCGCAGAAAUCCAAAGGUCUGAGGUUCGAUUCCUCAUGAGGACUCAGAAUUUUUUCUAUGUCCCACGCUCGUAACAAAACGAAAAACGUCUUUCUCCACCUUAGUCUUGUUUCAAGGACUGAUACUCCACAUGGGGUAUACUACAAUGCCCCUUUUUUGCUGGACAGAAUAUUCCAUGACUAAACAGUUUUUUCCAUAAUCUUAACGAUGACUUCCGGGAAAUUAUUCUAGAACUUCCUGUACUUAAUCUUAAAAAGCCAAGUGCGUCACCCAAGAAACGAUAAAGUACUUUAUGCCUUAAAAUAUCAACCACUAUGCCACAUCCUUCUAAUCCACUUUCAUUAAACGGCCAGGUUUUCAGAAAGAAUGCUUGGAAGUACACAACUGCUAUAGAGGUUUUCAUAACGCCCCUCCCCUUCGGUGGUCAGCGGAGCUAACGCGUGCGGCACAGGAAUGGGCUGACUACCUUGCAAGCCGUGAUGAAUUUGUUCACGAUCCAACUCUGGAGGCCAAGGGUCAGGGUGAGAACCUCUACUACAAGAGUCCUUCCAAGAGGCUGUGCAAUUACGGUGAGUUUGGACCAGAAUGCCUAAGCUGCAGUGAGAUCGUGACGCGGUGGUACGACGAGGAAAUUGAUUAUGAUUACGCAACAGGGGAGACAAAGACACCAUUCGCUCCAAUAUUGCAUUUCACUCAGAUCGUUUGGAAAGCGACCAGAGAGGUGGGAAUGGCAACUGCUGUGGGACACGGCAAGCUGAUUGCGGUAGCGCGUUAUUCUCCCGCUGGAAAUACCAAAGGAUCGUUCCAGGAAAACGUCCAUCCCCGUAAGUAGCACCUGGCUUGUGCAACUGGAGAGGCAAUUCCACAAUGAUCACCGAGCUUGACUCAGGAUCGACAGGCUGGUCUAUUCAUUGCACAAUGUUAUCGGGUCCAUAAGUGACUAGGAUCUAACUUCUCCUUACAUGAUUACCACUGAUUCAAACAUUAAGGUCAUAGGAAUAAAGACAAUAAUAAUCGCUAACUUCAGAAGCUCUUGAUUGAUAAACAAAUUCUCCGUGUCAGUACCAUAGGAAAUGUAUAGAGAACAUUAUGGAGAAUAUACAUACUGAUAUUAGACUCUAAGCAAGUCUAACCUCCUAGCAGUAUGAAUGGGUACAAACAGUCACGGAAAUUUGACGAGUUGUAAGGGAAGACGUGCGAUGCAUCCGAUCCGCAUCCCUUCCGUAGGGAAGGGGUGUGGAGAGGGUGGGGGGAGAAGCUGUUCAGGUUUUUCUUUCUUCAACAAAUAUCCUUGAACCGUAAUUAUCGCCCUCAAGGCUAAAAUUGUCCAGAAAAUAAUAUUAAUAUUUGCUGAUUUUACUUUCAUUUUCUUGCAGCCCCCGAGGAAAUAUUGGAAGCUCCACAAAGGAUUUGUUUACCAAAAAUAGUUACCUGAGCUCAACUUAAAACUGAGCAACAACUUGAACGUUCAGUUACAGUAUUGCCAAGAGAUCAUUAUGGUAUCUUAGCAUUGCCAUUUAUUUUAUAAUAUCGUUAUUUUAAGACCAUAAACUUUGUAGCUGUAGUAUGUUGAGUAACUUAGUGAUACUUAGUACCAAAGAGCUAGGAGACAAGCCUCUAUCCCCCCCUCUUCUUCCCUUACUUCCCUUGAGCAGAACCUCCACCAGGGGAGCCCUUUGUCCAAAAUAAAGUGUCCCCUAAAUAGAGAUGUUUUCUCAUUAAAGGUUGCAGAAGAACUUUUUCAGUUUGGCCCAAAGUUUUCGUUAUUUGAAUGGAGGUGUCUGUCAACUAAAGAUGUAUUAAAGAGAAGUUUUACAAAUGUAGCUCAGGUUUUUGGCAAUAAAUUUGAUUUCAC